AUGUCAGAGCCAGUCUCGAUCCCCACGGCCUCAUGGUCGGCUUCGAUUUCGGCCGCCCAGAAUCAUAGCAACGGGCGCCGCUCGUCUCCUCGCUCUCUGCGCUCAGUCUCCUCCACCAACUCGCCUCCCCCAAACCUUGAUACCGAUUCUCUCGCUCUCCUCUCCCAAUUCAGAUCUCAAAAGGCCAAGCAGCAGGCCAAGUUUGCGCGGCUAGAAGCAAAGGCAAAACGCGAGGAACAGGCGCGCAAGAAUGGCGGGAAGGUGAACGAGGACGAGGACGAGGACGAUGAGGAGCAAGGCUUCGCGGAGAGUGAGGCAUGGGGCGAUCUGGAAAGACUGGCCAAGAUUGAGGCAGGAGAGGUACUGAGUGACGACGAAGGGCCGAGUGAAAUGACAGAUGGAGGCAAUGACGAUGACAAUGAUGAAGAUGGCAUCAUGACGGUGGACGGUUGGCGCUCGUUGGUCUCAGAGGACUAUCAACAAAGUCAAUUCUGGUAUUCAUCGCCAUUCGCCUAUUCAUUAGCCCGUGUCAUCUACGCCAGACUGCAACGUCUCGCCUCUCUGCUGGGUCGAACUCCGCGAAUCGCCUUCGUCUGCUCGCCCACGGCCUUCGUCGCUUUUCAGGAUCUCUACGGCGAGCGCUCCACCUCCUCCGCCAGCAACCACAGCAACGAUGCCGCCGCAUCAGUACGCCGCUGGAAGAGUGGCCGCGACAUGUGGCUCUUGGAGAUCGAUGAACGCUUCGCCAUUGCCGCCCGCCACGGCGGCUUUGUUCGAUACGACUUCAACGUACCUCUCAAAGGGCUCGCUCCGCUGGUCGAAGAGGGGCAGCAAGGUGUAGACAUGGUGGUGAUCGACCCGCCCUUCCUCAAUGAGAAGACGACGGAUCGCGUUGCAACGUCGGUGCAUCACCUUUUGAAGGCGUCACCGCUUUCUGGGAAAGGAGAGGCCUCGAUACUGCUGUUGACGGGUGACAGUAUCAGCGGGUAUGCGCGACAGGUGUACCCUCUGUCUGCGCCGAGUGGGGAGAAGGGCAAGCCAUUGCAGCGUACGCCGCUUGUUGUCGAGCACGAGGGCGGCAGGUUGAGCAAUGAGUUUGGAGCCUGGUGUAACUGGCAAUGGGAGAGUCAAGGGGCGGAGGAAUGA
Molecule: messenger RNA, 1146 nt
Organism: Jaminaea rosea
Lineage: Eukaryota; Fungi; Basidiomycota; Exobasidiomycetes; Microstromatales
Exons: 2
Coding region: 1-1146 (381 amino acids)
Biological process (GO): methylation
Molecular function (GO): protein-lysine N-methyltransferase activity; nucleic acid binding
Source: RefSeq, a predicted model, not a curated record